This is a messenger RNA of Patiria miniata (bat star), 7863 nucleotides long. RefSeq lists its product as uncharacterized. Bases 195 to 6146 code for a protein of 1983 amino acids. The record is from RefSeq and is a predicted model, not a curated record. The transcript has 9 exons. Gene Ontology annotation, biological process: protein ubiquitination; Notch signaling pathway. NCBI's taxonomy places the organism in Eukaryota, Metazoa, Echinodermata, Asteroidea, Valvatida, Asterinidae.
GGCAUCCCCGAGCCAUUCCGCAAUGGCGUCUCUGUCGAGAAAUACUUACGGUUGAUUUUUCGUAAAAGUUUGAAAGUAUUCUCAUGAUUUGCGCCCGCUAUAAAGGAAGGGUUCUUUCUGAGUGGGUAGCUGUCAGCUAGGUAAUAACAACAAGGCUUUUGCACUUGCUGGCUCUGCAAGUUAUGUGAUCCAAUAUGGCAGCCGUUGCUAAGCGACGGAGUGUCUUCAUCUCCAACAUUCCACUGGCGUCUUCGGUAGAAACACUGGAAGGAUUUCUUCAGCAAGAGCUUGAGUCAAGUGGGCACGACAGAGGCCACCUUCUGAAAGUCAUCUACCCAGUGAGUUCCUCAAAACCACGACAGGCACUGGCAACGUUUCAAGAUGAAAAAGCCAUGGUUACCUUGAUGCGGAAGAGACUUCGUUUUGAAGGAGAGCACCUGACAAUGCAACCAUUCCUGUCACAAGUUUUCACAUCCAUGAAGGCCGUCAUCAAUCCAGAUGUCACGGAACUCUUUCCCUUCAACUCCCAAGACUUCUCCCGACUCCUUGAGAAGCAGUCUGGAGUGGAGUGUGGUACAGUGGACGAGCAAGACAGAUAUGGAGGACAGCCGGAACAGUUGUAUGUGCUCACUGGGACCUGGUACCAGUUACAGAACGCCCGCAAGUUCUUGCAAGAAUGGAUGGUUGAUGAAACCAACAGGCCACGGCUUAAUGAGGAACAUCUGAGAGACAAAGACCAGAGAACAGUGGACGUUACUUCCCCAUCAGCUGUUAAUGGAUCCCAAAGGAGUCCACAUGAAGAAACAAGAGGCCUCGCUAAUGAAGGCAACGAUUCUGAGAGACUAAGGCUUACAGAAGACACUGUCCCCAGACACAACUUAGAAGGCGAUCCCACUGCCCCAGUAGCUGGUGAAUCUGUGGAGAGUGGCAGAGGUGGGAGACGUGGUGCAAGAAAAGCCCCUAAAGAUGGCACCAAAACCAAAUUGGAAGGAAGGAAUGUAAAAGUUGCAGCUUCAUUUAAAGGACCAUCAAAUAGGAUCAGUCUGGGAGUUGAUGGUGAAAGUGUUGCAUCAUUAAGUCAUCACCAUCCAAACUCCUCACUAGAUGUGACACCUCAGGACAACUCUGCUUCUGUAGGCUCUGUGCAUCACCUAGAGCCUUCUGAAUCUCCUGACCCUACGACUCAAAUCACAGAAGAGGUUCAGAGUAGAGAAGAUGACUUCAUGCGUCUCCCAGCCAGCCAAGAAAUUUCAACUGACCCAACAAUGCACAGAAAUGCUGAUGUGAGCACACCUCCUCCAUCAGACGGAGACUCUCGGACACCAGAAGACAUUUCUGGGAGAGCUUUUUCAACUAUGUCCUCUGAGAGAAGUGAGGAUAGGCUUACUGUUGGCUCCAGUCUUGAUUACAUGAGGCAUGUUAAGGUCCCACAAACCCCAUUGGCAAGCGUGGACUCGGAGAAUGGUGGACGGGAACAAUUUGAAGCAGACUCAGUCCAUGAUGACAAUGACACCUUGUCACCUAGGGAUGAUUUGGAGAGGGAGUCUACCACGUCUCCUCAAUCAGGUGCUACCAUCACUGAUGGUAGAGCCAUUGAUGGUGAUAAUGAAGAGUUUGUGGAAGGUAUGGGAUCCCUGCCAGUUGACCCCGGAGUCUUCAGUUACAUCUUACUUAAACAGAGCGACCCCAUCCGUGAAAUUGAGGAGAAGUUUGGAGUCAAGUUCUCCAUGCAUGCAACCAGAGAUAGUGACGACACUGAUGUUGAAAGUGCCCUGCUGAAGAUAACACCAACCAGAGAAACUGCUGAGAUCGCGCAGGCCCAUGACGAGUUCGUGGACUUUUACUCUGAGAUAUUCUCUACACUGAACCACCGGGCCAUCACAACAACAGAUAUGACAUUCAAUCCCGAAUCCCUUAGGAAAACAGUUGACCUGAUCCACGAGCUAUACCAAACUGUUUUACUCACUGUGACAAAGGAGAAAGUUCUCAUUUACGGAUCAAAUGAGAGUGAUGUUCGUCUGGCAAAAAUGUUGGUACUUGAGUCAUUGAAGAAGACCCCAGUGGAUUCGUCAGGUCUGCACACCAGUGGAGGUAUCGGGUCUGCAGUGGAUUCAUCAGGUCUGCAGGGUCAGUCCGGAGUUAGUGGACAGAAUACAGAGCAGUCUUUUGCUAGUGGGAGGGUUGAAUCACCAUCUGCUCAGCCAGCUCCGGAAGUCAGGCAAGAUGAGAACACCACUGAGGUAGAUAGACCAGGAGAGUAUUCUCAACUCAGAGGCGAUGGUUCCAAUGAAGUUGAUGGUACUCUUCAGACACAGCUUCGUACCCCUGGAAAUGAGCCAGUGUUUCCUCUUACAGAUCGGCUUCAUUCAGAUCCUUCAGAUCUUGAAGUAGAUGGUGCUCCACAGACCCAACUGGAGGGUAGACUCACUGGACCAACUGCACGGGUUGAAGACGAAGCAGUGGAUUACCAACACAUUGGAGGCCCCAGAAGAAUUCUCAAUUCUAGCACUGCUUCAGAAGCUGAGCCUGCAGCAUCACCUUCUGGGAGAGAAGCUGGCGCUGAGGUAACAGGGGAAGCCAACGAAGUCACAGAGCCAGACAGACGAAAUCUUGUGGAAGACAUAAGCAAUAUGGCAAAUGUAAUACCUGUAGAUCCAGGCGUGUUUGCUUUUAUUCAGACACAGAAGCACACUAUUCUGUGUGACAUCGAGCAAAACUACGGCAUCAAGUUCAAUGUGAGAGGGAAUCUGGACAGCGACGUGUACAUGGUUGAAGUGGAAUCAGUGGGAGCUGUCUCCGAGACGGCUGCUCAGCAGGGAAAAGAUGCAUUUGCAAAUUUCUACCAAGAGGUGUUUAGUGGUCUAGAGCACCGUGUUGUAAGCUUGGCAGAGUUUGAAAAUGUAACAAGUAACACUCUGGCAGAGAUCAUUGAAGAAAUGGAGCACUCUUUCCGUGACCUCUUGUUCAGAGUUGUGGGCUCCAGAGUGUUGAUUUAUGGCCAGGGUCGUCACAAUGUCAACUCUGCCAAAGAUUUGAUAUGUAGGCGGCUGCGUGGAAGCCUCUCUCGGCCUGAGUCGACGUCACAGUUUGUUGAUGAUGAUGUAGACCUCGAAAGUCUAAGUAGUGACAGCAUGGUGAAUCGACUCUAUCACCUGAGAUUCAGCUCUCUCAGUCCCGUAUCUCCCAGAGCUGGACAAAAAUUUGCCCUGACACAGAAUAUAGAUACUCUGGGUGUGAAUGGGCUACCUGAUGCAGAAAGAGAAGAUCCAAAUAGCCAGGAUCACUUGCUUAGUGAAGAGAAUGAUCUUGGUCAUCUGCCCUCCCAGAAUCCCUUACCUUCUGUGGUUGAGCAGCAACACACAGAAAGGAAUGAACAUUUAAAGACGCUGAAUGGAUACAGCAGGUUAUUAGAAGAUCCCAGUGAUAUCCAGUCUGCGAGAGUCAGGACAAAACCAGAUGCAAAGCAUCGUGUCCAAAAUGAUGAUCCUACCCAAAUGAGAGAUGCUGAAGUUUGGAAGGGAACCCUUGGAGACGUCACUUACAAGUUUCAAGAUGGCCGUUUGAUUCUUGACCUCAAUUCUGGCAUCUGCGUCCGGCUCUUCUGUGGGGAUAUCACCGAGAUGCAAGUUGAUGUAAUUGUGAACGCUGCAAAUGAGACCUUGUCAAAUAUAGCUGGUGUUGCUGGGGCCAUACGUGAUGCUGCCGGAGAAGGCAUGCAAGCAGAAUGCAACAGGUACGUUGCCCAUCAUGGCCUGCUGUACCCAGCCAAAGUUGUUCACACAGGCUCAGGGAACAUGCCUUGUACCUUUGUGCUGCAUGCCGUGGGGCCAAAGUGGGGAGACUACCCAAACAAGCUGCAGGUCCGUCAAACCCUGAAAGCCACAAUUGUGAAGUGUCUUCGGACUGCAGACGAGAAGCUUCAAGUGUCAUCCUUAGCCAUGCCAUUCAUCAGCUCAGGUAUUUUUGGAGUACCUUUGGAAGUGUGCAUUGAAGAGAUCUGCAAGGCUUUGCUGGAUGUUAACCGAAAGCGACUGACUUCCCCUCAUGGUAUCCUUCAAAAAGUGGACAUUGUAGACUUAGACAGCGGGACUGUUAGGCAGGCGCAGGACAUCAUGAUUCAAACACUUUGUCAGGAAGCAAGUGCCAGCUCUGAGGCUGUUCAAGGACAAGAUGAUACAGACAUGAGAGAGACUUUGUUGGAGCCCGGGAAUAACGUAGAAGGAGAUUAUGAAAGGAACCUAACUAUUCCAGCGGCAAAUGAAGAUGGGGUGAGUAGGAGGGGGAGAAGCCAUAAGCAACGGGAGGCUUCUGCAAGGAUGUCAAGGUCGCAGAGAGAGAGCGUUUCCUCCGACGAAGACCUACCUCAUGGAAACGUAGAGUAUAAAAGGAUGGAUGACUAUAGCCUUCCUUCCAGUCUGCCACCCAUGGUUCGUAGUACAUCACUACCUUACCUGCCUAGGGAUGAUAUGGAUGAUGCAGGAGAGGGUCGCUGGGCUUACAGAACAUCGGGCUUGUAUACAUCACCAGGUAGGGAGCUGAAAGAGUAUCCAUCACGUGGGAGGAAACCUCGUCUGACUGGAGAGAGAGGUCAAGAGCAAGCACCCAGUACCAGAAAUAUCCCAAAUGCUUCACCUAAGGAAACCAGACAGGAGAAGCAAGUCAGAGAGCUCCUUGAUGCCUUCUCAAGAGCCCCACCCUCCCCUGAACUAUCAAGAAAAACUGAGGGUGAGCUCAAUCGCCUGUUGUCGGAACAAGAUAAAGGGGCCAGGCAGAAGCAGCUACAGAGGCCAGUAAGACGCACCCAGAGCCUAGACAGGUCGCGUCCACGUCAAAAGUGCUUUGUCUGCUCCUCACCAAGAAAUCUGUCCAAACGAAAGUCCUGUGAGCACCUCAUCUGUGAGAUAUGCAAGGAUGCGCGCCUGGAUGUUGGCAGGUGCAGAGAAUGCAGCAAGGCAAAAACCAGAAAGGAGCCAGAGAAAAGAUGCGAUGUGUGUCUCUCCUCCACCAAACACUUGCUUCUGACCUGCAGGGAUUGCGAGAAUCCCCUUUGUGUAAAGUGCAUAGGGAAAGGGCUGGACAUCUGCCAGAACUGCAUGAAACAUAUGCACUCUACGCCUGAUGGGCAUGCUGAGAAGAAACCACCUAAAGUCAGGCAGCCGAUUGUCGGAGCUCGAGCCUCUCGUAUUGACACCAAAAACGACUACCGCAUUAAGACAAGUGUUGUUAAAGACUCAACAAGCACACGGAGAAAACCCAUGCUUGGCUGCAACCAAUCAGUGGAUGUUGUCGCACAAGGUUAUGCCAGGGCUGGUGGAGUCAAUGGAAUGUCCAUCUCGAACUCGACGUACCCCAGGAACUCGGCAUUCUCCAAGGAAUUGGUGGCCGAGGAAGCUCCUCAUGAGGAGAUCCUAAGACGUCUCUCAAGAGAGCAGGAAACAAAACGGCAGAUUUUCCCAAAAGAUACUGCAACGGUCACCAGUCGAUCAUCCGUCACCGACAGCUCACAGACAGUACGCAGACAUUCAAGAAAGAAGGCAAGUAAAACGGAUGAGCUUCAAGUCAUCGGUCAAAGCUCACCUCCUGUUUUGAGACCGCAGGAGCCAAUGUGUGCCAUCUGCAUGGACAAGAUCAAGGACCCAAAGUCUCUCCAGUGUAAACAUACAUUCUGUUCCUCUUGCAUUGAAAAGGCAUUCCAGUUCAAGCCAAUCUGUCCCAUCUGCGGUGUGAGUUAUGGCAAGUUACAAGGUGACCAGCCAGACGGCAGCAUGAACUACACUACAGUUUCCUCAGAUCUUCCCGGAUACCCAGGCUGUGGAACUAUUAUCAUUACUUACACAUUUCUGAACGGAAUCCAAACUGAUGAACACCCUAACCCAGGGCUGCAGUACCGAGGGACCCAACGCCAGGCCUACCUACCAAACAACAGGCAAGGCCAAGAGGUACUCAAGCUAUUGAAGACGGCCUUCGAUGCCCGACUUUUGUUCACCAUUGGUCGAUCAGUCACAACUGGCGCAGAUAACACGGUCGUGUGGAACGACGUGCAUCACAAGACAAGUCAAACGGGCGGGUCGGAAAUGCAUGGCUAUCCAGAUCCAACAUAUCUUCAGAGGGUUCGAAAAGAGCUGGAGGCAAAAGGCAUCAAGUAGAGGAAGAAAAUGUGUCACAAAGACGUGAUGCCAUCAUCCCUGUUGUAGCCAGAGGAUGGAAGUUUUUUUGUGCAAAUUAAUUUUUUUUGCAGCUUUUUAGAGGGCCACAGAAAGAGAAAUAUGAACCAUAUAAGAUUGUAUCAUACUUUGUACAUGUAUCUCAUCAACUUUCUUUGUUAAUAUUUUUGAAUUACACUUGUAUUCAUAAAUACCUGAGACAGUUUACUAUUCCCAUUGGUUGAGAGCCUGUCAUGUGGGUGGAUUGAAACUGCUUACACCACCUGGCUUUAAAGACUUAAUUCCUGCAGCGCUGUUUUUAGCACUACGCGUGCGAGGCACAUACCAUAGACAUGGCCAGAGUGGUGUUUCACAAAAGUAAGGUUGUUAAAAAAAAUCGUGAGUUUGUACAAAAGCGCUACUGUAAUGAAAUUGUAAUUAAUACAGAUGUUGGAUUGUCUCUUUUAUUUUUUUAAGCAAUGUGGACACAGUUAUAGUGUCAUGAUGGCCCCCAUUAAUGGCAGAGAGGUUAUGAAACAGUUUUGCUUAACUCAUAUAGUAAUAUGCAUUGUAAAGUUCAUGUUCCCUCCUUGAGUGCGUGGAAAAAAGUUGAAGUAGGCAUUUGAUAAAUUCAGAAUACACAGAGCCUUUAUAAAAAUGCACAAAAAUAUUAAAGUUUAAUGAGAUAAUUUUCUCAAGUCACUAUAAACAUUGGAUCAGGUGACGUCUAUUAAGAAAAAUUUAUUAUCAACCUUUUACAUAUUGCAUUUGUGAGAAAAAGAGGUUUUUUUUCUCUUUUUCUUCACGUUGCACAGAAUGCCAAAAUCACAUAUUUGGCAUUGUGUACAGCAAGUCAACACGUUAAUAUUGUGUUGCCAAUGUAUAUUCUCCGGACUUUUGACAGAUCACAAAACUAAGGCAUACACGUUCUUGCAAAUUGUUGAAAUUAUUUGCCUAGUAGCCAGCACAGGGCACUGGGAGCCCGUGAGCUGAUGGCAGUGUACAGGAUUGGUCUACAAAACUCGGAUCUUAUUCAAUAUUGCCAAAUUCUGUUGAGUACUUAAAGUAACUUUUGAGUUCUGAUAGUUUAUCUGUGAGUUUGUGUUGUGAUUCUGCAGUGUUGCGUGCAAAAGAUUGGAAAUUGUAAGUACAUGUACAAACAUAUCUUUACUUCUUUCGCCAUUAUUUUUCUCUGUCUUGCCUUUUGAUAAAAAAAAUAAAAUUCUACCAUGAACAGCCAAUGAAUUCUUUAAUUGCUACUUUGUCGAAUUUAAACCUUUCCAAUUGAAAUUUUAACAUUCAUGAGCAAAACUUUGAUGUCAUCAGAGAAGCUUCAUUAUCAUUAUCAGCUUUGCUGUGGUCACUUUCGUCUUUGGUUACUAUGGCAGUGUGUCAUUUUUAUUUACAAAGUGCUACAAAAUAACACUAAAAGUCAUAAUCUAUACAGAAGUUCCUUGAACUGUAAAAAAAUUGGAGAAUAUGGCGACUGCUCCAGUGAACAUGACAUAACAAGCUUCAAAUUUUCAAACAUUUUUUCUUCUGUUUUUUUUAAAUAACCUCAUUGUAAAUAUACAAAUCUAAAUUCUGAUGUAUAGUAUUUUAUUGUAGAUUAUAUUUUUGUUGAGCGUGCUGCAAGUAAAUAUUGGCUGAUGAUUGCAGUGUGGUUUAAAAAGACACAAGUUUUUCCCUAAAUAAAGUUUACAAGAGUGUCUGGAAGGUA